CUUGGCGGCGGGCACAGACUGCGUUUUUGAGGGCAACCAAUAUGAACGCCGUGGAAGAAGAUGCGUUGCUGCAGUUCCUCAUUGAUUCCGGUCCGAUGGACGUAGAUCCAUCGCCGACCGAGAUCUAUAUCGACCUGGAAGGGCUCUUGGAUGACGAUACCCCGCAGCUUGACGACGACGACGACGUGACCGAGAACUCGGCGACUGAUGACGCGUCGUCCGUGGACUUGAACGAGCGCAAAUCGUCGUUUGUGCCCCAGGAACUCAAGCGCAAGCUGCAGUUGGCGAAAGCGUCCAAGAAACAUCGCACGCGGCAAAAGGACGAGCUGAACUUGCUUCGAGACGUCGUCACGCGCAUGGAGUCGCAGUUGGACAUGCUGAAGAAGGUCAAGGCUGUGGAGGGGGAGCACGGAUCCCAAUGGGAGCAACUGGCGCGAUCCCAGUUUCUCGAACGCCAACGCGCGAACCAAGAGAACGCCAAACUCAAACGCGCCCUCGAAGACCAGAUCAAAUUCGCCCAGGCGCUGGAGACCCUCGUGCGCAAGAAGCCCAAGCUCACGUCGUCCGCCGAGUUUGAGAACGAAGAGUGGAAGCUCAGCAAGCUGGGGCUGACCAAGGAAAGCCGCGAGCACUCGAUCCGGUGCAUGAUGGAACGUCAUUACGACGCGCUCAACGGCGUGCUGGUCCGCAGCGCCCUCUACGAUGCCACGCACGAAGUCAAGCACGUCAAGAUGAGCUACCAGAACCAGCACUCGAACGCCAUGAGCUUUGACAUGGCUCGCGCCGUCAAGAUGCCGUUCCCAUAUCAAGUGUACGCCGAAGCUUCCUGGCGCUUCCUCGCGUCUGUCGACAAUGACAACACCCCCGACACCGAAGCAGUAGAGGUGGUGGACGCCAACACGCGAUACAUUUCACGCAAGGUGUGCAAAACCGGGGAAGCAGGAUGCCCGUUCUUUGGCAAGAGCCGAGCCACGAUCGUGUGUUCGCCGCUGUGUCGGCGGUACAUUGAGCCGUCCCGCGUCGUGAUUCUGUGGAAGAGUAUCCUCGAGGACGAGCUACACCCUCGGGACCCGACGCAUUUGGUGUCCAACCAAAAUGGAUGGUAUUGAUGACAUGCUUUGUACUGAAGUUUGUAUGUAAAAAGAGUGUCGUGUAACGAAUUGAAGUCACAUACAUGAAUUAUUCGAAAAUUGAUGAGGGUUUUCUGCAAUCUGAUUGGCUAAUAAAUCCUUGUGCUCUCCAAACUUUUGAGCCGAAUCAUUGCCAAAUUAUGUAUCGAGAUUAUUUGUACUGAAGUUUGUAUGUAAAAAGAGUGUCAUGUAACGAAUUCAAGUCACUAAUUAAAAUUGUUGAGGGUUUCCUGCAAUCCGAUUGGCUAAUAAAUCCUUGUGCUCUCGUGAAUGUUUUUGUGUCGAUUGAUUUGGUUCGUAUCGAUUUGAUUCCAUUCUCGAAGUCGCGCCAGUUUUAGAAUAUAUAUAACCAUACGAAAUCUGACUAUUUGGUCGCGACGAUGCAAUGCUGCGUAGGAUGGUGAUUGAAGCAGACGGAGACAACGCGUGCCAUGUCAAGUCUUAUGUGGAGCGGCUGGCGCCGAUGCGCGCGGGCAAAGUGGUCGCCCUGGACGAAAUGAUGAAGUCAUUGCACAUUCCUUCGUGUUAUGACGACAGCGCACGGGUCCAGGUAGACGACAAGGCGGCAUCGACGGACGUGGGCGUCAUGUCCGAGUACUUUAUGCGGUCGUUCAUUGGCAUGGCCCAGUGCAACGAGUUCAAAACGAUGGAGUUGGCGACAAAGUUGCUCAAAGCAACGCACCAGUCAUCCAUGCCUGCACCCGCCGUGUAAGUGAAAAUGACUCUGUAACGUCGGGAGAAGAUGGGAUCGAUCAUAUCAAGAAGGGUGCUUCUUGGGUGUAUAUAUAAUAUACGAGGCGAUAUGAUGAUGUGGAUUCGAUCCCUUUUGCCACC
This is a messenger RNA of Aphanomyces astaci, 1964 nucleotides long. RefSeq lists its product as hypothetical. NCBI's taxonomy places the organism in Eukaryota, Oomycota, Saprolegniomycetes, Saprolegniales, Verrucalvaceae. The transcript has 2 exons. Bases 42 to 1109 code for a protein of 355 amino acids. The record is from RefSeq and is a predicted model, not a curated record.